Messenger RNA from Effrenium voratum, 1869 nucleotides. Lineage: Eukaryota; Dinophyceae; Suessiales; Symbiodiniaceae. The record is from the annotation of a GenBank genome assembly.
AUGGCCGUCGACUUCAAGAGCCUCACGAUGCGAGCGGCGCAGCUGGGCCGCGAGAAGCGCUGGGAGGCGGUGCUGGAGAUGAUCCGCGACUUGCGGACGCAGGGCGUCCUGCCGGACGAGAUCUUCCUGAGCGCCUCCAUCACAGCCUGCGCCAGAGCCAGCCGCUGGCAGAAAGCUCUGGCGCUGCAGGCCCUGGCGCCGCACAGCGGUGCGGCGGGCAACGCAGCCAUGGCCGCGUGCCAGCGGAGCAGGCAAUGGCAGGCGGUGCUGGGGAUUUUCGAGUCGAUGGAGCAGCAAGGCGCUGAGAGGAACAUCAUCAGCUUUACCACCGCAGUCAAGUCUGCGCCCUGGACUGCUGCCAUGGCCAUCGCGAAAUCCGCGAAGCACUUGACGAAGGACGUGUUCUUCUACAGCGGCCUGGUGGGGGCAUGCGCGUCAGAUGGCCAGUGGCAGGCUGCGCUGACCGUUCUGCAGGACAUGCAGGAGAAUGCUGUCCAGCCGGACCCAGUGCUGCUAGGGGCGUUGAUGCGGUGCUGUGAGACAGGUGGCUGGCGGGCGGCCCUGGCGAUUCUCGACUCGUCCGGGAAGUGCUGUGACGUGCAGAGCUUCAACGGGGCGCUUGCUGCAGUGGCCUCCGGGGCCCAGUGGCAGCGCUGCGCUGCGCUGCUGUAUUCCAUGGGACUCCAGGAGGCCUUCGAGCGCCUCGCGCCGGAUGCGGCCAGCUGCAGCAUCUGCAUCACUUGCCUGGCGCGCUGUGGCCACUGGGAGCGCGCGCUGGAGGUGCUGAGGGCAAUGCCAGAGCUUCAGGUGCAGCGAAACGAGGUCAGCUUCAAUGCGGGCAUCAGCGCCUGUCAAACGCCUGCUGCUGCCCUGGAGAUCUUGCAGGAGAUGGACGCGACAAGCGUCCAGCGCAGCAAAGUCUCUUUCAACGCGGCGCUCGCCGCAUGUGGCUCUUCAUGGGAAGAAGCUCUCAGCUUGCUGGAGCAGAUGAAGUGCGGCAGCCUGGAGCCGGACGCGGUGACCUUCUCCUCGCUGCUCUCCGCCUGCGAAGCGCAUCCGCCGAAGGCGCUGGAGGUGCUGCGGCGGUUUCUGGCGGAGGGCGGCGUACCCCACGGGCUCCAGGUGGGCUCCGUGCUGAAGGGCCUGGACCAGAAGGAGGCCCUGGCGCUGCUUUCAGAGCUGCGGCGCCUGUGGGCCUCGGGCAACUCGGGCGACGGAUGCGGCGAAAACGGCGGGAGCGUCGAAGGUCCGGACUUCAGCGCCUGGCAGGAGGUGCGCCCCAGAGGCUCCGGCGAUCGCUUGCAAAAGCCCGUGGACGUGAUCUACGCGGACGAGACGCUGGUGGCCAUCGGGAAAACUCCGGAGGUAUCCACGGAGCAAGCGCUGCAAAGCCUGGCGAAUCAGCUGAAGGCGACGCUCUUCUCGGUGUCGCGACUGGAUCUUCCGACCUCAGGCGUGCUGCCGGCGGUGAUCGGCGGCGAGAAGACCGUGCAGGCGCGGUGGUACUUGGCGCAGUUCGCCGGAGCUAUGGUGGACAAGGAGUACCUCUGCCUCUGCCACGGCCUUCUGGAACCCAGCGGCAGCAUUUGCCUGCCGUUGAGGACUGAGGCCACCAGCGCCAGCUCCAGUCGUGCCGUGGUGGACGAAGCUCUCGGCCAGUCGGCGCACACAUCCUGGCGCACCUUGGCGCGGCUGCGCUCCUCGACGGGCGAGGAGCUGAGCUUGCUGGAGGCGAAGCCCAAGACAGGUCGCCUCCACCAAAUCCGCGCGCACCUGGCGGCCAAAAACCACCCCAUCGUCGGCGACGCCUUGUACGGCUCCGGAGGCGAAGCUGAUAUCCGGCCCUUUGCCCUUUUGCCCUCCGUUUAA